CGACCGAAGUGCCCCAGAAGUCAUGCGCAUAUCAACUUCCUGUUAUAUCCGGAAACGAGGCGGGAAUGUGUGCAAAAUCUUUCUAGUAGUGUCUUUCGAGCUAGGUAGCGGAAUUUCAGCUUUACUUUAUAAAAUAUACGUACCAAAGCCCCAGUCAUGACAAGGGGACGUAUUGAGUUAGGAGACAUUACUGCCCAUAACAUCAAGCAGCUGAAACGCCUUAAUCAGUAUGUUUUUCCUGUAACAUAUAAUGAUAAAUUCUACAAAGAUGUCUUGGAAGUGGGUGAAUUGGCAAAACUUGCCUAUUUCAAUGACAUUGUUGUUGGUGCUGUGUGUUGCCGAGUGGAUAACUCUGCAACACAGCGCAGAUUGUACAUAAUGACUUUAGGCUGCUUAUUUCCAUACAGACGGCUGGGAAUUGGCACAGUGAUGUUGAAUCAUGUUUUAAAAAUCUGUGAAGAAGAUGGAAACUUUGAUAAUGUUUUCUUACAUGUCCAAGUAAACAAUGUUGGAGCAAUAAAGUUUUAUGAAAAAUUUGGAUUUGAAAUAGUUGAAGAAAAGAAGAAUUACUACAAAAGAAUUGAACCAGCAGAUGCAUACGUUCUACAAAAAACUUUUACAAAAACCAAACAGCAACAAGCUUUACGCCGUAUUGAAAAAUAAUUUUCAGAAUUUGAAAGAAAAACAAAAUCUUUUCUCCUUCCUCAAAAAGCAGGCCAUGUGAUGAUCAAUGUUUUUGUACAUAAACAAGCAGUUGUCUGACUUGGAAGAAUAUAUAUAUGUGCAUGUGUUUGUAUAUAUAGACAGAUAUACCUGCACACACACAUAUAAUGUAUGUAUAUAAAGUUUAUUAAAAGUUACAUGACUCGAUUUAUUUUAUGACUGGGAAGAUUCAACAUUUCUAUCACAUUUCACAACCUGAGGGAAUAAUUUUUUUGUCUGCUCUUUCUAUCCCUCUGUUCUGGGUUUUUUUGUGCAGAUUUUAUUUUGUGGUUUUAAUUUAUUUUGUUUGAUUUGAAUCAACAUCCUGUCAAAUACCAAAAUUACCAAGAACCUCUUUUUCUAAUAGAUUUGGUGUUGAUGACUGGGAAUAAAAAUUGUUUGGUAAUGUU
Messenger RNA from Octopus sinensis (East Asian common octopus), 1112 nucleotides. Its product is annotated as N-alpha-acetyltransferase 50. Gene Ontology annotation, molecular function: acyltransferase activity, transferring groups other than amino-acyl groups. Gene Ontology annotation, biological process: mitotic sister chromatid cohesion. Gene Ontology annotation, cellular component: NatA complex. The coding region runs from base 157 to 663 and encodes 168 amino acids. The record is from RefSeq and is a predicted model, not a curated record. Lineage: Eukaryota; Metazoa; Mollusca; Cephalopoda; Octopoda; Octopodidae. The transcript is spliced from 5 exons.